AUGCGGGGCAUUCAACUUGCGAAAUAUGUCAAGGGCCCUCAAGAGCUCAAGGUCACCGACCUUCCAGAUCCUAAGCCAAGUCCCGAACAAUACGUGAUACAAGUGCACGCUGCCGCAACCAAUUUCUUUGACAUCCUGCAAGUCCAAGGCAAAUAUCAACAUCAGCCACCUUUCCCCUGGGUCGGCGGUGCCGAAUUCGCUGGAGUUGUUCUGUCGACACCUGCUUCAUCAAAGUCACCCAAGUUCCCAGUUGGAUCUCGCGUCUUUGGUGCAUCGCAGGGCUCUUACGCCACCAAGGUCUGCGCAACCGAGGUACAGCUACUGCCUGUGCCAGAGGGCUGGUCCUUCCGGGACGCAUCGGGCCUCUUUGUCACAGCUCCCACCUCUUACGGUGCCCUGGUUCUGCGUGCUGGCGUCAAGGCUGGUGACUAUGUGCUGGUUCACGCCGCAGCCGGUGGUGUUGGCCUGGCCGCCGUGCAAAUCGCAAAGGCCUUUGGCGCUACAGUCAUUGCUACUGCAGGCACGGAGCGCAAGCGUGAAGUCGCCCGGGACUAUGGCGCCGACCAUGUUGUCGACUACCGCGAUGAGAAGUGGCCUGAGAUUGUCAAGAAGUUAACCCCCAAGGGCAGGGGCGUUGAUAUCGUCUAUGAUCCUGUAGGUCUUGUUGACAAGAGUACCAAGUGUAUAGCUUGGAAUGGGCGGAUCCUGGUUAUCGGCUUCGCUGCUGGAACCAUUGAAAAGGUUGCCAUGAACAAGGUUCUCUUGAAGAAUAUUAGUCUUGUAGGUAUUCACUGGGGCCAGUAUGCUGUUCAUGAGAAGGAGAGCAUCCCUCUUGUAUGGAAAGGCAUCAUGAAGCUCGUGGAGCAGGGCAAGUUCAGGGGCACUGUCUUUACGGACAAGGAGUUUGUGGGACUAGAGAGUAUCCCUGAUGCCCUGGUUGCGCUUGGAGGUAGAGAUAGUUGGGGCAAGGUCGUGGUUCAAGUGCCACAAGGAACGGAAAGUAAGCUGUAA
Messenger RNA from Pestalotiopsis fici W106-1, 1011 nucleotides. RefSeq lists its product as uncharacterized. The record is from RefSeq and is a predicted model, not a curated record. The transcript is spliced from 3 exons. Gene Ontology annotation, molecular function: zinc ion binding; oxidoreductase activity. NCBI's taxonomy places the organism in Eukaryota, Fungi, Ascomycota, Sordariomycetes, Amphisphaeriales, Sporocadaceae. Gene Ontology annotation, cellular component: mitochondrion. Bases 1 to 1011 code for a protein of 336 amino acids.